Messenger RNA from Cynocephalus volans (Philippine flying lemur), 436 nucleotides. It is a transcript of the gene IGIP, whose product is annotated as IgA inducing protein. The record is from RefSeq and is a predicted model, not a curated record. The transcript has a single exon. The coding region runs from base 204 to 365 and encodes 53 amino acids. Lineage: Eukaryota; Metazoa; Chordata; Mammalia; Dermoptera; Cynocephalidae.
GAUGUAUAUUAGUUAAAAUUUAAGACUAAGUUGUUGAUAUUCUUUGAGUUUACAAGUUAAUCCUUAUUGGAGACGUGCCAAUAUAUAGUAGAUUAUCAUUAAUUUGCACUGUUUGGGGACCCCAUUUAAGAAUGCUGAAUUUUGCCAACUAAGAAGUAAGCAAAUGCAAUUCAAAAAGUAAAUUUGAGCAUUCUGUAUUAAAUAUGUGCAGUUAUUAUCACCUGAAGAAGCGCAGUGUGUCGGGCUGUAAUAUAACCAUAUUUGCUGUCAUGUUCUCCCAUCUCAGUGCUGGGAAAUCACCAUGUGGAAACCAAGCAAACGUGUUGUGCAUCAGCCGGCUUGAGUUUGUUCAAUAUCAAAGCUGAAACUAGCGAGGUCUGCUGUACUGCUUAUUGAAGUAUUGUGAUUCUUUUAGGCAUUGAUUCUUACAAAAUAU